Molecule: messenger RNA, 1935 nt
Organism: Eucalyptus grandis
Lineage: Eukaryota; Viridiplantae; Streptophyta; Magnoliopsida; Myrtales; Myrtaceae
Exons: 10
Coding region: 457-1785 (442 amino acids)
Molecular function (GO): protein binding
Source: RefSeq, a predicted model, not a curated record
CUGUUGUUCUUGGAGCUCACUCCCUUCGUACUGUGAAAAAGUUGCCGUUUUCUUUCUUUUUUUUGGGUUUCCUUUUGCGUCGUGGGUCUGGAAGGGGGAGGUUGUUUUUUCGCGUUUUCCUUGUGAAUUUUUCGUUUUCUUGGUUUCGUGGGUCACGUCGCUUUCUCGUGCUGCUCUUGCUCGCUAAAUUUCUUCUUCGGCACUGAUGGUGCACGUCUGGCCCCGUGGUUCUUCUUCGUUUUAGUAAUGGGUUUUUGACUUUCUUUCGGGCGAAACAUUCGGCUGCUGAACAGACACGUGAUUGCGUAUGCGUUUGUGCGGUUGAACGUGUCGAAAUUUCUCUUCUUUCGCUUUCAAAUUGGGAAUUCGGUUCCUACAUAUUGCGAGGAUGUCGUGGCCUGUGCCGUUUCAUUCCGCGUGCGGCGGUGACUGAGUUCAUUGAACGACGGACCGAGCAUGUCCAACCAAGUGGAUGAAGUGGAUUACAUGGCGGAGGAGAGAGAAGCCGCUGACUUUAUCGAUGAAGUGGAUGAAGAAAACAAUGGUGAAGCUGGUGGCAACGUUCCUGAUGAAUAUGAAAUGCUCACGAAGAUCACUGAUACGUCUGCCGUGCAAGCAAGAAAGGGGAAAGACAUCCAGGGUAUCCCUUGGGAGAGACUGAACAUAACCAGAGACAAGUACAGGUUAACAAGGAUUCAACAGUACAAAAAUCACGAGAAUGUACCGGUCUCUGGGGAUGUUGCAGAUAAGGAAUACAAACAAGUGGAGAAGGGCGCCAAUUACUAUGAUUUCUUUUACAACACGAGGGUGGUUAAGCCUACAAUACUUCACUUUCAGCUCAGAAACUUGGUGUGGGCUACUUCGAAACACGAUGUUUAUCUGAUGUCGAACUACUCAGUCAUGCAUUGGUCUUCAUUGACUUUCAAUUUAAAGGAGAUUCUCAAUUUCUCUGGACAUGUAAAACCUACCGAGAAACACGCAGGAACUCUGCUGGAAGGCUUUAUGCAGACACAGAUCAGUACUUUGGCAGUCAAGGAUAAUUUCCUUGUAGCAGGUGGCUUUCAGGGAGAGAUUUUUUGUAAGCGCUUGGACAGAAAAGGGGUGAGCUUCUGCACGAGGACCACAUAUGAUGAUAAUGCAAUAACGAAUGCUGUGGAAAUUUAUGACAGCCUGAGCAGGGGUGGGAUGCAUUUUAUGGCAGCCAAUAAUGACUGUAGCACAAGAGAAUAUGAUUUGGAGAGAUUUCAAGUCGUGAAUCACUUGCGACAUCCCUGGCCUGUAAAUCAUACAUCAAUCAGCCCGGACCGUACAUUGACUGUUGUUGUUGGUGAUCACUUUGAUGGGUUGCUGGUGGACACACAAAAUGGAAAGAGCGUCGCUAACUUAACUGGCCAUCGAGAUUACUCCUUCGCUUCAGCAUGGCACCCGGACGGACGGGUUUUCGCCACGGGGAAUCAGGACAAGACUUGCCGAGUAUGGGACAUAAGAAACCUGAAAUCACCAAUCGCCAGUCUCAAGGGUAACCUCGGAGCCAUCCGAUCGAUCAAAUUCUCAUCUGAUGGCCAAUUCAUGGUAAUGGCCGAACCAGCGGACUUUGUGCAUGUGUACAGUACAAAAGCAGACUAUAACAAGAGUCAGGAGAUCGACUUUUUCGGGGAGAUCUCUGGCGUUUCCUUGAGCCCAGAUAACGAGUCGUUAUACAUUGGUAUCUGGGAUCGGACUUAUGCCAGCCUGCUUCAGUAUAAUAGACGGCACACCUACAGAUACCUCGACGCCUUUCUGUGACUUACGUGUUAACUUGGACUGACCGGUUGCACAACCAUGCCUUCUCCUUUUUGGUUGAGCUCUAGUUCCUAAUCGUCCGAUACGGCAUUUAUUACUGUAAAUGAAUGUUCAUGAUUGCUUGAGAAUAGUAAUCUUUUCCAUAGUCAAUCA